Messenger RNA from Stereum hirsutum FP-91666 SS1, 2097 nucleotides. RefSeq lists its product as uncharacterized. Bases 1 to 2097 code for a protein of 698 amino acids. The transcript has 4 exons. The record is from RefSeq and is a predicted model, not a curated record. Lineage: Eukaryota; Fungi; Basidiomycota; Agaricomycetes; Russulales; Stereaceae.
AUGUACCCACUUCAAGCCAUACAGAAUUGCACAGAAAGGAAACGUCGACGCGAAGAUGUCGAUAGCCCAGAUGUACCGCCAGCAAAGCGGCAUCACCAGCGACAUCUGACAUCCACACCAUCGAAGCGUAAGGCGCGUCUCUCGACGAAGCCAGCCCUCUCGACUCAGAGACGCUAUUCUCUGAGGGCAACCGCAGAACGAACACGAAGCAAUAUCGCAAAAAAUCUAGCUCAUAUCCCAGUUGCUCCCGCUCCUCUUCCCAUUCCAACCCCAGUUCCCGCCCCAAUCCUUCCGACAACCCGCAUCCCCACCAAACGUCUACGCAACGCUCUGGAAGCCGAUAUUUGUGAAGAGCCACCGGCAAAGCGUCACCACCAGCGACAUCUGACAUCCCCACCACCGAAACGUAAGACCCGUUCAUCGACAAGGGCGACCGCCCCUACCCAGAGCCGUUAUUCGCUCAGGAACACUGCAGAUCGCGUUAGAAGGAAUACCGCUGCAACACACAAUCCGACUAUCCUAGCUCCCAUUCCCGCUCCAGCCCCGGCUCACGCCCUAAUCGUCUCUCCGCCUCCCGUCCUCACGAAGCGUCGACACCUCACUGUCGACAACGAUUUCGACGUUGAUGUCUCCGAAGAACCCCAUGCAAAGCGUUAUCGUCUGGCACCGUCACCUUCGAAACACGCGAGCCAUUCGUCGACCAGGCCAGACAUCAUCAUUCAGAGCCGUUAUUCUCUUAGGAUGACUGCAGAUCGUAUGCGAAGAAACAUUGCAGCGACUCCUCCUCGCAAUCCAGCCGCUACUCCCCCUUGUAUCCCCGUACGACCCACUGCUCGUGGAUCAAUGCCUGCCUCUCCGAUCUUCACGGCCCCUGCCCCAACUUCCCCUGACGCUCCUGCUCCUGCUCCUCCUUCAGCUCGCACCUCUGGUCGUAUCGAAACUCGCCGUAUCCCCAUCCAAAGCUCCAAUACCGCCGCAACUCCCCUUCCCCUUCAUCCUUUGGCAGGAAUCCCCACUCGUCCUCCCGUUGAUGUCUCGGUUACCAGCAUGACGUUUAAACGCACGCAUGUGCCUUGGGGUCAACUUCCCGAACGCCAGCAAACUCGUCUGUCCACAGUAUGGGAUGCUAUGAUCAUUCGGCUAUGGAGGAGACAUUCCCUGUUUAGUUUUGGGGGCCUUGAUACCUAUGGCCGAGCGCUGGGUCUAUCGUCCUGCGACGAGCCUGAUGAUCUCAUGACGCUGGCCGCGCUCGAUAAAUACCCAGACCUCGAUGAUAUUGUCAUUGCUUUUCGCAAGGAUUUUCACCAACUUCAUGAGUUUUGUAACCAUCGUGCCUUCCAUGACGACCUCGACGCCUCUAUUGACGCGGCAUUAUCAAGAUUAGAGCCCUUGUUUAUCCCCUCGGCAAGCUUGCAUUUCCCCGCUUCUCCAUACUGGAGCACGUAUGGGAUAUAUUUACCACAUCAGACCCCGAAGCCCGAACCGCAGACUCUGGAGCUCGUGUACGGCGUAAGCGCAUGUUGGGGUCUCUAUUUUGCAUAUUCGCCAAACAAAACAGUAGAAGAAGCUCGCAAGAGUAAUAUGUCACAGGACCUCAUCCUCGCCAUCCAGGAGCUCGGUGCCACCAUCGACACUGCGACUCUCAGCCCUGAAGCUAUAUCACGCCGCGCCGCCAUAGCCGAGCUCUGUUUCUACACCCUUUACCUCACCCGAAUUAUCGUGCUCUCCCGAUUCUUGGAAUGUCUUCCUCAAGACAUAUUUGUGCGAUUUGCACGCUCAGAAUGGGCCGUUUUUCAACGUGACCCACCUCGUACAUCGGAGGGCGAUGAUGUUUUCUCCGUAGUCUAUCGACAUGUCGCGAAGGCUCGACGCUCCAUUGCGGGUCUCAAGCGGACGGUAGAAACUCGUUUCGAAACUUUAGUUUACAAAAACAAACAUCUAUUCAACGACCAAAGUGACCCCGCCUCGAUAAUUCCAUUCUACCUCGCAGUUGACGAAGUCGACACUCCCGUUGGCCAAACUCCGCUGAGCGGUCGCCGUCCCGCUUGCUCACGCUCCAGUGUCAAUGCCCUCUUCUUCGGAUUCGAUACCCCGUGA